AUGGUGUCCCAGAAUUUCGUUCGGUACAUCGGCUACGCCGGCGCCGCUGCGAACUGGCUGAUUCCCAUUGCUGGGAUCAUAAAUCUUCCGACGCGUCCGAUGUCUGAUAUCGAUCCAGUUAUGACAAGCGUUAUGUGCAUCUAUAGCAUGUUCUUUAUGCGGUGGUCUGUCUCUAUUCUCCCGGCGAACUAUCCACUGUUUGCGUGCCACGCGACAAACAGCACGGUGCAAGCUAUCACAUUGGGCCGCUGGUGCUACGGCACCGCAACGCAACCGCGGAAGGUGAUCGCGUAA
Molecule: messenger RNA, 294 nt
Organism: Leishmania mexicana MHOM/GT/2001/U1103
Lineage: Eukaryota; Euglenozoa; Kinetoplastea; Trypanosomatida; Trypanosomatidae
Exons: 1
Coding region: 1-294 (97 amino acids)
Biological process (GO): pyruvate import into mitochondria
Cellular component (GO): mitochondrial inner membrane
Source: RefSeq, a predicted model, not a curated record